Molecule: messenger RNA, 324 nt
Organism: Entrophospora candida
Lineage: Eukaryota; Fungi; Glomeromycota; Glomeromycetes; Entrophosporales; Entrophosporaceae
Source: the annotation of a GenBank genome assembly
AUGGACUUAGCAAGACAUUUUAGCCAUGCUAGCUCCGCUAAAAAAUUGAAAAUCGAUACUUCCUAUACAGAACCAGAAGGAAAACCAAGUAUGUUUAAUACAUUAGGUAUGAUCCAUAAACUAAAUAUCUCUAUUAAAACCAAAGAUAAUAAAUGGAAACAAGUAGAAGUUACUGAAAUUUUUGUAACUGAUGAACCUGAGCAAAAAAUCGCACUGGAACCUAGGCAUAAAAACGCACUUAUAUUGGGUUGGCCAUGGUUUCAGGCAAAUGUGGAAAAUGUAAAUUUUGAAAAUAAAACUUUUACAUUCACGACUCUAGCAUGA